AUGGCUCUGGGGAAGCUGCAGAAGGUGCUGAUCAGCGACAGCCUGGACCCGUGCUGCCGGGAGAUCCUGGAGGCCGGAGGGCUGCGGGUUCAGGAGAAGCCCGGCCUGAGCAAGGAGGAGCUGCUGCGGGAGAUCCGGGACUGCGAUGGGCUCAUCGUCCGAUCGGCCACCAAAGUCACGGCCGACGUGCUGGAGGCGGCAGAGAGGCUGCGGGUGGUGGGCAGAGCGGGCACCGGCGUGGAUAACGUGGACGUGGAGGCAGCCACCAGGAAGGGUGUCCUGGUUAUGAACACACCCACUGGCAACAGCCUCAGCGCUGCCGAGCUCACCUGCGGGAUGAUCCUGUGCUUGGCCAGGCAGAUCCCGCAGGCAGCUGCCUCCAUGAAGGAGGGCAAGUGGGACCGUAAGAAGUUCAUGGGCAUGGAGCUGAAUGGGAAGACGCUGGGCGUGCUGGGGCUGGGCCGCAUCGGCAGGGAGGUGGCCACCCGCAUGCAGGCUUUCGGCAUGAAGACCAUAGGCUACGACCCCGUCAUCACCCCCGAAGUCUCGGCCACCUUCGGUGUGGAGCAGCUGCCGCUGGAGCAGAUCUGGCCCCGCUGCGACUUCAUCACGGUCCACACGCCACUGCUGCCCUCCACCACGGGGCUCCUCAAUGACAGCACCUUUGCCAAGUGCCGCCGCGGCGUGCAGGUGGUGAACUGCGCCCGCGGUGGCAUCGUGGACGAGGGCGCGCUGCUGCGGGCGCUGCGCUCUGGGCAGUGUGGAGGGGCUGCCCUCGACGUCUUCACACAGGAGCCCCCGAAGGACCGUGACCUGGUGAAUCACCCCAAUGUCAUCAGCUGCCCACACCUGGGUGCCAGCACGCGGGAGGCGCAGAGCCGCUGCGGCAAGGAGAUCGCCCAGCAGAUCGUGGACAUGGCCACGGGGAAGGGCCUGGCUGGCAUUGUCAACGGGCAGGCUCUCAGCAAGGCCUUCGCACCCCAGACCAAGCCCUGGAUUACCCUGGGCAGGGCCCUGGGCACGUUGCUGCGUACGGUGGGCAAGCAAGCGCGGGGCAAUGUGCAGGUCUGCACCCUAGGGCCAGCCCUGCGGGAGGCCGGGAGCUACCUGGUGCCUGCCGUGGCUGCGGGCGUGCUGGCUGGAGGGCUGCAGAGGGAGCUGACCCUGGUGAACGCCCUGCUGCUUGCCCAGGAGGCUGGGCUGAAGGUCACGGCCACCCACAGCGACGUGGUCCCCGAGCCCGAGGGCAGCGGGGGCUGGCUGGAGGUGUCCCUGCAGGGGACCCCGUACCGGGCAGUGGGCACCGUGCAGGGCAGCACCCCGCUGCUGAGGGACAUCAACGGAGCCACCUUCAAGCAGCCGGCCCCACUGGCUGGCGCCAUCCUCAUCUACUGCGCCAAAGCCUCGGAGGGCAGCACCCUGCCCACACUUGCUGGGCUGCUGGCGAAGGCGAAGAUCCAGCUCCAGUCCUACCACAGCUCAAGCACAGUGGCAGGGGAGCAGUGGAGCAUCGUGGCGCUCUCGGGCCCUGUGGCUGACCUCAGUGAGCUGCAGCCACGUGUCACGGAGUUCUUCCAGCUCCUAUUCUAG
This is a messenger RNA of Colius striatus (speckled mousebird), 1590 nucleotides long. It is a transcript of the gene PHGDH, whose product is annotated as phosphoglycerate dehydrogenase. Gene Ontology annotation, biological process: L-serine biosynthetic process. Gene Ontology annotation, molecular function: phosphoglycerate dehydrogenase activity; NAD binding. The transcript has 12 exons. The record is from RefSeq and is a predicted model, not a curated record. The coding region runs from base 1 to 1590 and encodes 529 amino acids. Lineage: Eukaryota; Metazoa; Chordata; Aves; Coliiformes; Coliidae.